Messenger RNA from Drosophila arizonae, 3489 nucleotides. RefSeq names its product Vesicular acetylcholine transporter (gene VAChT). Lineage: Eukaryota; Metazoa; Arthropoda; Insecta; Diptera; Drosophilidae. Gene Ontology annotation, biological process: transmembrane transport; xenobiotic transport; chemical synaptic transmission. Gene Ontology annotation, cellular component: membrane; terminal bouton; AP-2 adaptor complex. The record is from RefSeq and is a predicted model, not a curated record. Gene Ontology annotation, molecular function: xenobiotic transmembrane transporter activity; acetylcholine transmembrane transporter activity.
AGCGGCCCCAACUCGCCGCAGCGUGUCGUCUCCAACUUGCGCGGCUUUCUCAGCCAUCGCCUGAGCAAUAUCACACCGAGCGAUACAGGUUGUUCACUGGCAUGCCAACAACUCACACACUAACAACAACAACAACAACAAAAACAACAACAAACACAGCAGCACGAAAUCAUGUAAGAAACAGCUGUGAGUGCAACUGCAACCGCAACUGCAACAAAGCAAACUGGAGCUAACCACAAACGAGCGAACCACCAAAAGUCAACCGCAAACGGAUGCAGCAGCCCAAUUUCCGGCAGCGGACAUGAAAUCGAAAAGCAUCAGAGCAGCAAGCAAAAGAGCAGAUCAACUAUAAGGGCUACACAUAGUACAAAGAGGGAGCGAGCGAGAGAGGCAUAGAGAGCACGCAAGCUAUUCUAAAAAUAAAAUGUCCCCCUGCCUAAGCUACUAAACUGCAGCCAGCGGAGAGCAAGAGCGAGAGAGAGCGAGAGAGCGAUAGAGCUUAAGCAAUUCUAGAAUCAAAUCGAAAGAGCAGCUUGCAAAAUGAACGCCUGCCACUGAAGUUGUGCUAGCAGAGUGAAAGAGAAAGAGAGAUUGGAAGAGCUCAAGCGAUUCUUAGUACUUAAUCAAAAGAGAAGCAAAGCAAAAUGGCCUCCUUCCAAAUACCGCUGAUCAACCUGGAGGUGCGCGAGGUGAAGGAGAUUGUGUGGGAGAAGAUACAGGAGCCGGUGAAUCAGCGUCGCCUCAUCCUGGUCAUUGUCUCCAUUGCCUUGCUGUUGGACAACAUGCUGUACAUGGUCAUUGUGCCGAUCAUACCCGACUAUCUGCGCGAGAUUGGCAGCUUCGAUGAGGGCCCAACGCCGCCGCCGCUCCGAGAUAAUGUCACUGGGCGUAUCAUUCCGACGCAUCACGAUCAUCACGGCCAAGACUCGGCCACGGGCAUACUCUUUGCCUCCAAGGCCAUUGUCCAGCUGAUGGUGAAUCCGUUCUCGGGCGGCUUGAUUGACAAAAUCGGCUACGACAUACCCAUGAUGAUCGGCCUGACCAUCAUGUUCUUCUCGACGGCCGUCUUCGCCUGCGGCAGCAGCUACAGCGUCCUCUUCUUCGCCCGCUCGCUGCAGGGCGCUGGCUCGGCGUUCGCCGACACCUCGGGUCUGGCCAUGAUUGCGGAUCGCUUCACGGAGGAGAACGAGCGAUCGCAGGCGCUGGGCAUUGCGCUGGCAUUCAUUAGCUUCGGCUGCCUAGUGGCGCCCCCUUUUGGCGGCGCUCUGUACCAAUUCGCGGGCAAAGAGGUGCCAUUCCUCAUAUUGGCACUGGUCUGCCUGCUGGAUGGCCUGAUGCUGUUGCUGGUCAUGAAGCCCGUCAAGGAGCAGAUCAGACAGAGCAAAGAGGUCCAGAACCAGGUAAUACCCAUCUGGCGCCUACUCAUGGAUCCCUACAUCGCCGUCUGCGCUGGAGCAUUGACCAUGUCGAACGUGGCACUCGCCUUCUUGGAGCCCACCAUCUCGCUGUGGAUGGAGGACAAUAUGACCACGGACAACUGGAAGAUCGGCAUGGUCUGGCUGCCCGCCUUCUUUCCACACGUGCUGGGCGUGGUCAUAACCGUGAAGAUGGCACGCAAGUAUCCGCAGCACCAGUGGCUAAUGGCAGCCGGCGGGCUGGCCCUGGAGGGCUUGUCCUGCUUCGUCAUACCCUUCUGCGGGGGCUACAAGACGCUCAUGCUGCCCAUCUGUGUGAUCUGCUUCGGCAUCGCGUUGAUAGACACGGCGCUGCUGCCCACGCUGGGCUACCUGGUGGACGUGCGCUAUGUGUCCGUCUAUGGCAGCAUCUACGCCAUCGCGGACAUCUCCUAUUCGAUCGCCUAUGCCGUGGGGCCGAUCAUAGCGGGCGGCGUUGUGGAGGCCAUUGGAUUCACAGCGCUCAACUUUCUCAUCGCCUUCUCGAAUCUGGCCUAUGUGCCCGUGCUGCGCAAGCUGCGCAACAUCUACGACUUCAAGCCGUUCGAGAACGAGGCCAACAUAUUGAUGCAGGAUCCGCCCAACAAGGAGUACCAGACCUACGUCAUGCACGACCAGAAGCCCGUCGAGGGCGAGCUCAAGAAUCACCUCGAGUACGGCCAGCAGUACCAGUCGGAGCAGGAGACCAAUCUGGACGAGCAGCAGCAGCACCAGCAGUACGACUAUCAGCAGGCGGCUGGCUACCAGCAGGAUCAGAGCUACCAGCCGGGCUACCAGGAGCAGGGCGGCAGCUACGCCCAGCCACGCGUGGCGAAUCCUUUCCAGCAGGCACAGCAGCAGCAGCAGCAGCAGCCAAGCAGAGGUCCUGCUGGACCAGCGAAUCCCUUUAGACAAGGAUUUUAAACUGUUGUCUUCAAGAAAAGAUAUUAUCAUUUCGAUAUAUACAUAUACCUAUAAUUUUGUUGAACUCACUUGAAUUUGGUUUAGGAUAUUACCUACAUAUAUAUAAAUAUAUAUAUAAAUAGUAAGUGGUACGUACACUAUAAAACUGCAUAUGGCAUGCAAAUAGUUCAAGUUCAGCUGCUAAAGCCCCCACGCACCGGUUUUGUAUCAUACACUGAUUGCACGCAGCUACACAUAGGAUAUACAUAUGUAGUAUAUUGGCACCGUUAUCGAUGUCGGUCCAACUAUACUCAGUACUCUAUACGCUGAAGCUAGAGCAACCAAAGCAUAGUCAUAAUUGGAUCAAACUCAAGGAGCAGCAGCGCUCGUUCCUAGUUCCGAUCUGCAACAGAUAUCACAUAUAUAUACAUAGACAUAGUUAUAUACAUAUUUAUACAAGCCGUAGCACGUAAGCGGCGCAGCGGAGCAGGCUGGACAGGUGCCACAGGUGUCGUCGUGCUGAGGAGCAGGCAAUGGCAUUCAUAUCGCAGACAUAUCACAAUUUGCACAAACCGAACUAUAUACACCCUUUCGUGUGCCAUUGCGACGCAUCUGUGGGGCAUCGUGUUGCCGCCCGACCGGCUGUGCCAUAUCAUUUGGAGUUUUGAAAACGAUUUUUGAUUUCAAGUAUUUACUGAUAUUUCUAACAUAAGACACAACCAAGGUAACGAUACAUAUCAGAGUCUCAAUGGCUCGCCUGUUUAAAUUACCAAAGUGAUAUUAACUAUUGCUAUUAGUACGAUAUAUGUACAUAUAUGGUGCAUGUAUGCACGAGUAUACAUCAMAUAUCGUCUAUAUAUACAUACAUACAUAUUUAUAUAUAUACAUAUAUACGUUUAGUCCGUAACGAGAAUUUGAAAAUAUUAGAUGUUUCAUAUAUACCUACCAAUCAAUUAUUAUUUGCUUUGUCGACUUUAUGCGACCGUUGGCUAAGCCCCCUCUAUAUCUAUGUGUAUACAGGGUAUAGCCUAGGCCUAGCAGCUCGAUAAUAGCAUAGCAUAAAUGUGUGUACCUUGUGUAUGUAUCGACAGAUACAUUAUCUCAACUUAGCUAACUGUACGUUAAAUAUAUAUAUAUCAUUUUAAUUGCACUC